This is a messenger RNA of Triplophysa dalaica, 2381 nucleotides long. RefSeq names its product potassium inwardly rectifying channel subfamily J member 13 (gene kcnj13). Gene Ontology annotation, cellular component: plasma membrane. The transcript has 3 exons. Gene Ontology annotation, molecular function: inward rectifier potassium channel activity. Gene Ontology annotation, biological process: regulation of monoatomic ion transmembrane transport; potassium ion import across plasma membrane. The coding region runs from base 156 to 1226 and encodes 356 amino acids. NCBI's taxonomy places the organism in Eukaryota, Metazoa, Chordata, Actinopteri, Cypriniformes, Nemacheilidae. The record is from RefSeq and is a predicted model, not a curated record.
CUUAAACUCUUUUGGCGUCUCAUACAGAAGGAUCUGAAAAGCUUUUACUAUCUGCCAGAGGAGCUACAGGUAUCAUUCCACUUAAAAUUUUCAGAGGACUUCACACUGCGUCUAAAGCAAACUGAGGAAUCUGCAAUUUGAUCUCACCUUUCCUGAUGCCAAGCGCCAACCAAUUCACCAUGACAACCACCACCGGAGACCAAAAAGACAACCUGUUAAAAAAAACUCCCUAUCAGCGAUUGAUCAGCAAGGAUGGGCGGAGUCUGAUUAGAGGCCACGCCCCAGGAUACAGAGACAAGUGGAGGGCCGCCCUGCAGGACAUGUGGGGGACGUGGCUGGGGUUGAGGUGGCGAUGGGUGGUGCUGGCUUUUUGCAGCUCCUUUAUUCUUCACUGGUUUCUGUUCGCUGUGCUGUGGUACCUGCUGGCACGUGUCAACGGAGACCUGGACGUGCUCGACCAUGACGCCCCACCACCGGGCCACGUGCUGUGCGUCAAACACGUGACAGGAUUCACGGCAGCUUUUUCUUUUGCCCUCGAAACCCAGUUGACCAUUGGGUAUGGCACCAUGUAUCCCAACUCCGACUGCCCGAUUGCCAUAUCACUACUGGCACUGCAGAUGCUGCUGGGCCUCAUGUUGGAAACCUUCAUCACUGGUGCAUUUGUGGCGAAGUUUUCCCGGCCUCAAAAGCGCUGCGUCGGGAUCCUGUUCAGCCCGCAGGCCGUUGUGUGCGAGGUCAAAGGUCAACGUUGCUUGAUGUUCCGUGUGACCAACCUGCUUCCCGUGUCACUGGUGGACGUAUCCGUGAGCGGUAUUCUAUACGAAGAACGUGACGAUCACACGCUCCACCAAACCGCAGUGGAAUUCACCACGGACAACCUGGGGUCACGACCUUGCCCCCUAUUUGUGUCACCUCUGACCUAUUUUUACCCUUUGACCUCAUCAAGUCCCCUACACAACGUCAUUAAACCAUCCGGCACAUCACGUUUCGAGUUAGUGGUGUUCCUUUCCGCCUCUAAGGAUAGCACAGGCUGCGACUACAACAAGAGGACAUCCUACCUACCCGAUGAGAUCGAGCACGGCAGGUGCUUCGUGAAGUCGACGCCUCAGCCCGGAAAAGACCGGAACAAAAAUGCAAGAAUAGAUUAUUUUGACACACAGCCUUGCCCACUGACGCAAGAUCACGUCGAGGUGCAGAUGAACCAAGCAGGCAACGACCAACAUUAAAUAGAGAUGAAUGCAUAGUGUAUGAGUUUGUAUGAAUGGGUGUGCCGUGACUACAGAUCUUGUCCGUUGGUAAUAAGGGUAUUUCAUUUCACACCGAUAACCUCUAAUCUCUGACUAUUGGUCCUAAAUGGCAACGUCAGUUAGGUACAGUCUAUUAGGAGACCAGACCAACGUCUUUGCUGCUAUGGACACACUAUGAUUCACAUUUGCAUCUACAGCUCAGUACAGAGACACACAAACUGAAACACGCUGACUUGACAUGUUAUUUGUUCGCCAGUACUGACGGGAGCAGUCAUUGAUUUGCAUUCUCAAAAUCAUGAGAACCUCAGGCUUCAAACCAUCUUCACCCCGAAUAGGCCAGAGAAGAUCCAUGAUGUUUGAACCCUGUAUUGAAUUAUAUUUGUUCACUACUGUUAGUUCCAGGACUCCGGGACUGUGUACUUUUUUGACAUUUGGUCAAUUUUUUACCUAUUAAAGUAUUAUAGCUCUGCUAACACAGGUAACAAAUGCUAACAGGAUAGUUCCCAUUAGAAUGAAAAAAGCAGGCCAACAUCUGUUUGUUAUUAUUUAAUGGGUUUUUGACAUUCUGAGCACAAAAAAAAUAUUUGGGAACAGCUUUUCUUUACUAUACAACACAAAUACUAAUUUUUCAUUAUUCACUUGCCAGGAUUUUCAGUUUUAGGUUAACUGUGCCUUUAAAAACACUCCUAUGUGCCUAAUGACAAAACCUUGACUCUCGUCUUAUGCAUCCUAUACUCAACAGGGACAAAACAGAUUAUAUAAUGGUUAUGUAUAUAAGGUAUAUUUGAUGAUACACUGGAAAAGAAAUCUCAACAUUAUCAGUGCAAUAUGCAAUCUAUGCAACAGAAGAAAAGAAUCAGCACAACUUUAUUUGUAGCACAACACUGUAUGAUUUUCACUCUUUUAAUGAUUAUAUCGCACAUGUACUGUCAAUCAGAAAACUGGUUGUUUUCACUGUAUUGAAUAACGUAUAAAGAUAUAUGAUUCAAAAGAAAUUGUUGAAGACUCGGAGAGAAUUGUGUGGGAAUGUAGUUUUCUGCAUACUUAUCGUGAUUUCAUUCAACUGGAUGAAAAUAAAUGCCUUUAUUUUGGUGUAUGAAGCACACCGACUAUUCAAAUAAAUGAAAACUUCUA